Ceraceosorus bombacis is the source of this 594-nucleotide messenger RNA. The record is from the annotation of a GenBank genome assembly. Lineage: Eukaryota; Fungi; Basidiomycota; Exobasidiomycetes; Ceraceosorales; Ceraceosoraceae.
UUUUGAGCUUGCCGGGCUGGUGUUGUGAGCCAAGAGGUUGACGGGUCUGGAUCUUGAUCCGAGUGUAGGCGAAAUUGCUCGGCCUGGAGUGAUUUGGUCUGCGCUCGAGACUGCGCUGGCAGAGGGCGCGAGCAGAGCGGGCUGCGAAACAAUGGCUGUACGCCAGAUGCGGUCCGAUGAAGGAGAUCGAGGCGGAAGGGGAGAAGGUUGGCAGUGAGGAAGCCAAGGUGAUUGGAGCGAAGGUGUGAGUCGUGAGUGUCGUGUGCACCAGGGGUCGCGGCCGCAGGCACAACUUGGACUUUUCGCAGAAAGUUCAUGAUAGAACGUGCGUGCGAUUCUCGUGCGGCAGCACAGCCAAUGCCGAAUUCAUUGGCGCAGCGCUCAUUCUCCACUCACGACUUUAAUGGCGUCUCAUUUCGCAGUCGAUGCUCAUAUCUCUGUGCGGGCACGCACACCACAGGCUGCUGGGAUCAACUCCGAUCCUACUCACCUCCAUCGUCAGCAAGCGUCGCUAGACUGGUUCACCCACCAUUAGGUUCUGUGGCCUAGUGCAGCCCAGUCAGCACACCGAAGCAACACGGCACAGCUCAAGAU